GUGUAGUUUGCCAUUCAUGUCAAAUGCAAAGCAGAAGAAAUUGUUUGAUCUGGAUUUGCCCUUCCUUUUCAAAGACUGGACGAUCAUUCCUCGCCAUUUUGCUUUUCAAAAUCCGAAGAAGCCUUGUAUUUUGAGAAGAUUAAGAAGGCUGCGAGCUCUUUUUAUUCCUUCUUUCCUUCUGGUUUCUAAGAGUUGUUUUGAGAAAGGGAGUUAAAGAAGAAGAUAAAGAUGACGGAAUACUGCUUUUUUCCUAAAAAGUUGCAGGAUACUCACAUUGAAAAUUCUUCCAAGAAAUCUCCGCUGGUGUUGAAGAUGGUUGUCUUAGCGGCUGCCAUGAGCUGCAGUGUUUGUAUCUGCUCUUUUUUCCUCGAGCAAAUUGAAGAGCCCAGCAAGCUCCAUAUAAUGAGAGCUAAUUUGACAGAAAAGGCUCAGUUCCAUGUGGUCGGAGUUAAUCUGACAGAUAAAACUCGGCUGAAUUUGUUGAGAGUUAACCUGACAGAAAAAAAUCUGCCCAAUUUAUUGACGGUUAAUUUAACAGGAAAAAAUCCUACCAAUCUGGUGAGAGUUGAUUUGACAGAAAAAAAUAUAUCCCUUGCUGUGACGGCUGAUUUGACCGAAGCAAAUCAUUCCCAUUUAGCGAGCCUCAAUACAUCACAGAUAACUUUUCCUCCGACAGUGAAAGUUAACUUAACAGAUGGAACUUUGCCUCUGGGAGUUAAUUUAACAGAAAAACUUUCUCAUGAUCCAAAACUUUCAGAAUCCCAACUUCGUCUUUUCAACUACAACAAAACCAAAGCUUAUGGGAGGGAAGAACAUGGAUGCAUGCCAGUUUCUCUUUAUGCUAUUGUGUCAACACAAAGGUCUGGGAGUAAAUGGUUUGAAGCUUUGCUCAAUAGCCAUGACAAUAUCAGGUCCCAUGGGGAGAUCUUUUACACUGUUGACAGGAAAUGUAACAUGACAGUGAUCAAAACGGUGUUGGAUAAAUUGUACAGCCUCAACUGGAAUGCCAGCACUUUCAGGAGGAAGAAAAAGAGUUGCAUGGCUGCUGUUGGCUUCAAAUGGAUGCUUAAUCAGGGAAUCUUGGAUAACCAUGAAGGGAUUGUGGACUACUUCAACCAUAGGGGAGUCUCAGUAAUACUCUUGCUCAGAAGAAAUCAUCUUCGCCGUUUGGUAUCUCAAAAAGCAAACAAUCACGAUGGUAAGGUCAAGGGAUUGAAUGGGGCUCAUAAAGCUCAUGUGAGCUCCAAACAAGAGGCUGAAAUCCUUGCAAGCUACAAGCCCAAACUUGAUGCAAAGCGUUUAAUCCCAGCCCUGGAACAUAUGGAAAGGUUGGCUACUGAUACACUGAAAAACUUCAGAGGCACUCGCCACAUGGUUGUCUAUUAUGAAGAUCUCGUUCAGAAUCAGACUAGAAACAAUCGAUACUCAAGAAACAAAUCUUCAUCAAAUAGACCGAACCCGACAUCUUCGAAUCAACCGUUGGCAGCAUCGUCCGUCUCGUCUCCAGCUCAAAGUCGCCCAGAACGUCCGCUUUGCCAAAUAUGUGUCAAACUAGGACAUUCUGCAAUCAACUAUUGGCAUAGGUGUAAUCUUGGCUAUACUCCUCCCACCUCUGCGACCUCACGCGCGCUGCUCGCUCAGCAAAACCCUCACUGCACCACUGACUGUGUGCUUGAUUCAGGUGCUUCAACUCAUCUAACACCCGAUCUUGCGAACAUUCAACAUCUAGCUCCCUAUCAAGGAUUGGACUCCAUGUUUAUUGCAAACGGAAACUCUGUUCCAAUUCAAAAUACUAGACAAGGACUUCUGCCGCUAUUGGAUUCUGCUCGUUUGUUAUUAAGGAUUUGCAGGACCUUCGACCUCUUCUGUUUGGUCAUCUUCAUGAUGGCCUGUACCAAAUCAGCAUCCCUCCUCAUCCUACCAAUAUUGUUCUUCAAGCCACUACCUCGAACACUCUUCUUUGGCACACGAGGCUCGGUCAUCCUCACCAACGCAUUCUUUCCAAUUUAGCUUCACAUAUUCCAGACUUAUGUUAUAAAUCUUCUUUUUCGUGCACUUCUUGUAAUGUGGCUAAAAGCCACAAACUCCCAUUCAAUAAAAAUGUAACUGUUUCGUCAAAACCGUUUACUCUCUUUCUUUCUUAUGU
Molecule: messenger RNA, 2146 nt
Organism: Dendrobium catenatum
Lineage: Eukaryota; Viridiplantae; Streptophyta; Magnoliopsida; Asparagales; Orchidaceae
Exons: 7
Coding region: 229-2010 (593 amino acids)
Molecular function (GO): sulfotransferase activity
Source: RefSeq, a predicted model, not a curated record